Molecule: messenger RNA, 1689 nt
Organism: Tetranychus urticae (two-spotted spider mite)
Lineage: Eukaryota; Metazoa; Arthropoda; Arachnida; Trombidiformes; Tetranychidae
Gene: Amnionless
Product: amnion associated transmembrane protein
Biological process (GO): receptor-mediated endocytosis; intracellular protein localization
Cellular component (GO): endocytic vesicle; apical plasma membrane
Source: RefSeq, a predicted model, not a curated record
UCAAUGUUACAUUUCUUGUAGUAAUUGGCCUUUCUUUCGACAUUAUCUAAUAAUCACAAUGACAAUGAUUUCUCGAUUAACAAUUAGCGCUACUUUAAUUGUUUUCUUGGUUAUCAGCUUCUUGUUCUCAUGCUGUUUGGUUCGAUGUGAUUCCGUUAAAAUUUGGAACCUUGACUCCAAUCGACAUGAGGCUAACAAAUGGCUCUGGGAUGGCAGUUUAUGUCCACAAGAUCGGAUUAUUUAUCCAGAUGAAACCGUUAUUUAUAUCGAUAAACUGGUUCGCAAUCAACAAAUAGUCUUGCCCAACAAUGGAGAAAUAGUGUUGGAUGACAAUCUUGAUCUUAUUCAAGCAAAUGAUGCUGCUGUUUCUGAUUGUGAGCCUGUCGAUCGCAGAUUCAAGCUGAUUUCCGGUGAAUGGAUGGAUCCCAUGGUCUGGAACCAGACAUUGGCUGGCAUUGUUGUCAGUGGAAGUUGGGCAAAUAAUCCAAUUCCUCAUGUUGACCGUAUUCCGUGUACUAAAGAUCGAAUCGUAUUUCCUAAAGGAUUCACGUUUCAAACUUUUGUUGAUUUUAGUGAGAAUAAUCUGAAAGUUAAAUCUAUCCAGAUAAAUGGGGUAACAUUAAAUGAUCAAGAAUUCCAAUCAUUCAUUAGAUCAAAUUCAGGUCGUUAUGUCUUUGCGAUUCCCACUUCUAAAACUCUUACAAUUGAUCCUGAUAUUGGUAACGAUUGUGACACUGGGAACGGCUGUUCUUGUGAUAAUAGAGCAACGAAGUUUGUCAAUCGAAUAUGUAAAGGUGUCAAAUGUUCUCCAGUAAAUUGUGUAAAUCCGAUAAAACCAGAAGGACAUUGUUGCCCACUAUGUGGUGGUUUGAUCAAAUUAACUGGGAUUUCAAAGGUUUCUGAUCUAUCUGGCUUCAAAAGUUAUUUUGACAACUUUUGGUCAACUCGAUAUCCAGGGACAGUUGGUUAUGCUUCAAUCAGUCCACAGACAUAUACCCUUGAAAUCAUAAUAACUGAGUUGGAACAGUCAGGAUUGGCAAGUCGUUGCGUGCAGCAUUUGUAUGAAGAUUUGUCAAACGAUGAUAACAAAUUAGGAUUACAUUAUAAAUCUAUUGAAAUCAAAAUUUCAAAUUCAUCGGCUAAUGAAUCAUUACCUUUUUUUGCCGUCUUUCUUAUUACUGUACUAAUCAUUCUAAUAAUUUUUGGUUUCAUAAUGUAUCGACGUCGAUUUGGUAUGACUCUCACUUCAAUCUGGAAUAGAUCAGCCUUUUCAAAUUCUCAAUUUACGUUUAUAAGAUUCCAAGGAUUGGACGAAUCUGAAAGACUUGGCUUGGAACUUGGAUUAUCUAACCAACCUCACUCAGAUGAAGUAACGAUUAGUUCAUCCUCUUCAAAACCUAUUCUCAAGUCAACAUCAGCAUUGUUUUCAAUUUCUGAGGAAAAAGUUUCCAUUGGUGGUGAAAUCUCUGAAAAUGUAUCAACAGACGAAUCUCAAGACAAUCAAGUUGAACUAGAAACUGAUCUUGAACCAAGAUUAACACAUGACAAAGCUCUUCUUCUCGAUGUUGUCUCUCUAGAGCAAGAUUAAUUUAAAUUGGAUUCAAACUCAUCAUUAUUUUCAAAAUUAAUAACAAAUUGUAAAUUUAUUGAAACUAAUAAAAGGACUUUCUAAAGUCUUCCUCCUACAAA